Drosophila eugracilis is the source of this 2138-nucleotide messenger RNA. RefSeq names its product sodium-dependent nutrient amino acid transporter 1. Bases 152 to 2044 code for a protein of 630 amino acids. Gene Ontology annotation, cellular component: membrane. The record is from RefSeq and is a predicted model, not a curated record. The transcript is spliced from 6 exons. NCBI's taxonomy places the organism in Eukaryota, Metazoa, Arthropoda, Insecta, Diptera, Drosophilidae. Gene Ontology annotation, biological process: sodium ion transmembrane transport. Gene Ontology annotation, molecular function: L-amino acid transmembrane transporter activity.
AAGUGUUUGUUUAAGUUUUCGUUUUUAGUAUUUCACUUUCUUUUACGAGUUUACAAAAGUGUUUUUGUGUCCAUGGUGCCGAUUGAUAACAUUCUGCAAAAUCACGUCUUCCUCAUCCAAGUCAAGAGAUAUUUAAAAGCAACGCAUUACGAUGAAAGAUUUGAAAACGGAGAUCCCAUCGAGUGUCGUCAGUCCACCGAAACUGGAGACCAGCAGGUGUGGCAGCAGUGGCGAGGCGCUGCUAAAGCCAUCCUUGCUGCCCAUGGCAUUGGAAUCGUCUGAGUUAGUCCCGGAUCAGAAGGCUCGCGACAACUGGGGCAGCUCGCUGGAGUUUCUAAUGUCCUGCAUCGCUCUGAGCGUGGGAUUAGGCAACGUGUGGCGGUUCCCAUUCACAGCACUGGAAAACGGAGGAGGUGCCUUCCUAAUUCCCUACCUUAUCGUUCUGUUUUUGGUGGGAAAACCAAUUUACUACAUGGAGAUGCUGCUGGGUCAGUUCUCUAGUCGUGGAAUUGUUCAGGUCUUUGACUUUGCGCCCCUCAUGAGAGGAGUUGGGUAUUCACAACUUUUGGCUCUUGGCGUUUUGGCUACCUACUAUGCCUCUGUUAUGGCCCUAACCCUCCGAUACUUUUUCGAUUCCUUCGCAUCGGAGUUGCCCUGGAGCUUCUGUCGUCCGGAGUGGGGUGACGGUUGCGUAAGUGCAUCUGUAGGUGAGCCUCUUCAGGGUCAGCUUUCGCAGAACUUCAGCUCCUCCACUCAACUCUACCUGCAACGCAUCGUGCUGAAUGAAACGGAAUCGCUUGAUCAGGGUAUAGGUUAUCCCAGUGGUAGUUUGACCUUGAUGCUGGGAAUUUCCUGGCUUACAGUAACGUUAAUCAUCAUCCGGGGUGUGAAGAGUUCGGGAAAAGCAGCUUAUGUCCUUGCCCUUUUUCCUUACGUUGUAAUGUUUAUCCUGCUCGUGAGAGCUCUCACCUUACCAGGAGCGUACGAGGGUGUAAUGUACUUCUUGACUCCCCAGUGGGGUAAGCUCUUGGAGCCGGAGGUUUGGUACAAUGCCGUGACCCAGGUGUUCUUCUCCCUGGCCGUUUGUUUCGGUGUGAUCGUCAUGUACUCCUCCUACAAUCGAUUCGGGCAUAAUGUUUACAGAGAUGCUAAUAUCGUUACCACUUUGGAUACGUUCACAUCGUUGCUCUCGGGUGUGAUUAUCUUCGGAAUCCUGGGCAACCUGGCCCACGAAUCGGGCACCAAGGAUAUUGCCAGUGUGGUUAAGGGAGGUCCCGGUUUGGCCUUCAUUUCCUAUCCCGAUGCCAUUGCCAAGUUCAAGAUGUUACCGCAGGUCUUUUCGCUGCUUUUCUUUGCCAUGCUUUUCAUGUUGGGAGUUGGCAGUAAUGUGGGCAUGGUCAGCUGCAUUAUGACCGUGUUAAAGGAUCAGUUUGUGAAUGUGAAGUUGUGGAUCAUCGUGGUCAGCCUUUCGGUAAUUGGAUUUCUUGUUGGCCUGAUUUACAUCACUCCUGGAGGGCAACAUAUCAUCACGCUGAUGGACUUUCAUGGGGUUACCUUUGUCUCCUUGGUAUCGGCUAUCUUUGAGCUGAUUGCCGUGGGUUGGAUCUAUGGCACCAAACGCCUCUGCCAGGAUGCUGAAUACAUGCUGAACAUAAAGACUUCGAACUACUACAGGAUCUGCUGGUCCAUUGUUACUCCUCUGGUUAUGGUGGUCAUUCUGGUCUACAGUGUGCUCACCAUGCGUCCUCUAAGCUACAAUGGGCAGGAGUUUCCAUUAUCCUAUAGAGUUUUUGGUUGGUGCGUUUCUGGCUUUAUCAUCGGCCAGCUGUUCUACUGGGCUUUUUAUGCCAACUGCAGGCAGCCAAAAGGAUCGUUAAAGAACCGCAUCAGCAAUUCCAUUAAGCCGCAUUCCGAUUGGGGUCCUUCAGAUCCCAAAAUGCUGAUGGACUAUCAAAUGUUCCUGCGCCAAAAGGCUGAGGACAAUUCCAGGGGUGUAAGUCGUCGCUGUGUUUGCUACACAGCUGGAGAUCGAAUUUUCGGUUAAGCCAGAAAGUUUUUAUUUUAAAUAUUUAUUCCCAAUUGGAAUUUUGUAUGGCAGCUCGUUAUUUUGUACUUAAUAUAUUUUAUAUACAUUUCUA